Penicillium alfredii is the source of this 393-nucleotide messenger RNA. RefSeq lists its product as uncharacterized. Lineage: Eukaryota; Fungi; Ascomycota; Eurotiomycetes; Eurotiales; Aspergillaceae. Bases 1 to 393 code for a protein of 130 amino acids. The transcript has 2 exons. The record is from RefSeq and is a predicted model, not a curated record.
AUGAAGUUCCAUCAGUUCCAUCACAAGUCGCCACUUCAACUGCCCAGCCAUGCACGCAAUACCAUGCGCGUAGAGCCACUUCUCAGCAUACUUGCUAGACACCGUCGAAAACUGCUUCGUCCGAGGCAGGCGUCUCCAUGGUUCGUAAGGUGUGGCCCAGAAGACCCAGUUGCAAUGGGGCCGGAGCACUGCGACACGACACGGUUGAUGCGACCAUCUCUUGGCACUGCGAGAUUCCAAGAGAAAAAGGGGGUGGAUGUGCUGGGCUUGGCGUUGACUCGCAUCCUCGCGGACUUCCUGAAGCAGGAAAGGAUGUGCUGGUGGGUCGAGCGAGGAGUCCUGCAUGUGCCCGAUGCCAAUCUCGACCGGGGCGCAGACCCGCCCGGUGAAUAG